Messenger RNA from Verruconis gallopava, 2116 nucleotides. RefSeq lists its product as uncharacterized. Gene Ontology annotation, biological process: protein polyubiquitination; ubiquitin-dependent protein catabolic process. The record is from RefSeq and is a predicted model, not a curated record. Gene Ontology annotation, molecular function: ubiquitin conjugating enzyme activity. Bases 1 to 1539 code for a protein of 512 amino acids. The transcript has 2 exons. Gene Ontology annotation, cellular component: nucleus. Lineage: Eukaryota; Fungi; Ascomycota; Dothideomycetes; Venturiales; Sympoventuriaceae.
AUGAAAUGUACGGCAUGUGUCGCGCUGAAAGCGGGGGCGCCCUGUGCUGGGGGGCUUAGCUCGUGCACUUCGUGUCACCCACGCGACUCAAACGCGAUCGCCCCCGUUGCUGUUGCCGACCACAACCACAACCAAAACUUCGGUGGCCGAAAAGUCCGUUUGCAGUCGUUUUGCAAUGCUACAACGCACAAUCAAGCCUGUGAGCAGUCGGAGAACCACGAAACUCUUCUUUUGAAGCACUAUUCUUCCAUUCCAGCAUUGAAAUUUGGAGCAUACCACCUAAGUUCGACUGUUUACGAGACGUCGAUAUACGUACCUAUGACAAGUAAAUCCCUCCGCCGUCUUGCCUCCGACCAUGCUUCUCUCCACACCAAAGGCCUUCCUCCAAAUUACCUCUUCCCGCCUGGAAAAGACGAAGACGCCCUAGCCGACCUGAGCUCUCUAACCAUUCUCCUUGCUGGCCCCGAAGGUACAGCUUUCGCCUCGGGACUAUAUACUUUGGAGCUCAAGAUCCCUCCCACGUACCCUCAAGCCGCUCCCACAGCUCAUUUUCGCACUCGCAUAUUCCACCCAAACGUUGACCCGUCAACGGGUGCAGUAUGUGUCGAGACGCUCAAACGAGAUUGGAAGCCCGAACUCACGCUUAGGGACGUUCUGCUCACGAUAUCAUGUCUUUUGGUCUACCCGAAUCCGGCAAGUGCACUGAAUGCAGAAGCAGGACGAUUGGUAGAGACUGAGUUUAGUGAAUUUGAGCGAAAGGCUGGAUUGUGGGCUCGCAUGCAUGCACCUAUCCCGGCAGCAUUGCGGGCUGCUGUCGAGGAGGCGAGAAGACGAGGUGAAGAUCAGGGAAAUGAGCCGGCUGGCAGCAGCAAACAGAUGUUGCGGAAGAGGAGGGAGAGGGAGAAGAAGCCGGAAGGCGAAGACGUGUUUGUGAGAGAGGACUCCGUGAAGACUACACCGCCGAAACAGAGUGGAAAAGCUGCUGUGAAUAUGCCUGCCCCUGCUCCAGUCUGCAAAGGGCUGGGGAUUGAUGUCAUGCCCGAGUCCAGCUUGAAUUCGAGUAUCCUAGAGACACCCACGCAAGCUCCUGUUGCUGUGCGACGGAAGAAAAAGUCUAGUCAAGACGACGUGUCGAAUCCGACGUCUCAGCCCUCAGCCUCUUCAUCAGCAGCACUUGUCCCACGCACGCCCAUUUUCAAACCCAUCGUCCACUCCAAUCCAUCCACUCCACGAUUAGGCCAGCCCUCUCCAAAACGGAGACGUGUUACCCCACCGGAGAAUGAUAAGAACCUUGAUACUUUCCACCAGCCGCCGAGUGACGAUGUUGAACAUCUUCAGCCCAAGUCGGGUGAAGAUGCAGCAGAUCGACCAUGGCUUCACUGGCAGAACCUUUCCCCUCAGUCGUCACCAGAAGAGAGCGGAGAGCAAAGAAAAAGCAGGCUUAAAGCAAAUAUGAAGCGGCUCGAGCUGGUCGCUGGGGAUUUAUAUGCCUGGAAUAAGGGUACAUUUGGGCCCAGAAAGGGUGUCGACAGGUUAUGAUGCACCGAAAGGAAAUUUCGUUCCCAAUGGGAAAAGAGCGCCUCGAUAUGACUUUUUGCGGUUGUUGGAAUGAGCACUAGCCCCUCAGUUUGCGAACUUUGUUGGCAUAGCGUAAGGCGGCUUAUGUUUUCCUGCAUUUUUAGAUUAGGGAAGGUUAUUUUGACCUUUCAACUUGACUAAGCCACUUUUCCUGGACUUCGACUUCGGCUGAGGUGUGCAUGAUCCUACAUUGCAGGGUUUAAAAAAAGGUCAUGCGGGCAGCCUCAUGCUAAGAGCUUGAGUAUCAGCGAAGCGAUACCGUCUAGGACAAGGACAACGACCAGGCGUGUUUUGCUGGACGACGGUAGAAGUGUCACCACAGGACUUGUCGAAUUUGUCAGGAGGGAAAUGGCGAACAGCGCGAUGACUCCAUACUUGAUGAAGCAAAGUUGAAGUAAAGCUUAUUGGUUUGAAAAUCAUACAGGCCCUGAUUCCAAGAGCUACAAAUGUCGUGCAAUUUGUAAUGCACGAUGCUGAUCAUAGAAAUUGUGCUUGGAACAUACUCAAAGCUCCAGAUGACAGGGCCUUCGUCCGUUUU